Messenger RNA from Nyctereutes procyonoides (raccoon dog), 2664 nucleotides. RefSeq names its product PCNA clamp associated factor (gene PCLAF). The record is from RefSeq and is a predicted model, not a curated record. Gene Ontology annotation, biological process: regulation of cell cycle; translesion synthesis. Gene Ontology annotation, molecular function: chromatin binding. The coding region runs from base 1223 to 1705 and encodes 160 amino acids. Gene Ontology annotation, cellular component: nucleus. NCBI's taxonomy places the organism in Eukaryota, Metazoa, Chordata, Mammalia, Carnivora, Canidae. The transcript has 4 exons.
GGAUCCCUACCUGAGCCAAAGGCAGAUGCUCAAACGCUAAGCCAGGUGCCCUAGACUCCAAGGCUUAAACAAAGCUACAGGUAAUUUCCAAUACGUUUCCUAUUAUAAUAUAAUUAAUAGAAUCAGAAUACAAUUAACAUAUAAUUUCACCUGUUGUCUAGAUCCUUUAAUCCUUUUUUCAAGAUCCUUUAAUUCUAAAACAGUAUUUGUCGAUUCUGUUGAAGUACUGAGAAGGCUAUUUUCCACAAGUUCAAGCAUAAUUUAUUGGAGAGAAUUGAUGCCCUGCUUACAUUUUCAGGAUUGCCUUUCAAGUGAGCAUUUAACAAAAUACAUCCCAAGGCAAGUUCAUCUGAUUAUGUUAUGUUUAUGUUUCAUGCAUGGUUUUGAGAUUGAAAAUCACUGCCCAGAGAUACUGUAAUUAUAAGAUAGGCAUAGGGAUAGAAUAUAGUUGUGAGCUCUUAUUCUAGCAUCAUAAUCACUGUAUGCCAGGGAUGUACCCUUGGCACAUUCCGCAUUUUUAAAAAAUAUUUUAUUUUUAAGUUAUCUCUACACCGAGGUGAGGCUCAAAUCCACAACCCCAAGGUCAGGAGUUGCAUGCUCCACUGGCCGAGCCAGCCAGGCACCUUGACAUUUGACGUAUUUUGAAUGGAACUCUGAGAGCAUAUAGAUCUCGGGAAGCCCUUUUGUUACUUUGUUACUUUUUAUGUGUGUUUGUAUAUACUAUCCAUUCAGUUUUUUUCUUCGUUUCACACCAUACUAAAAACGUAGAAAAGUCCUCUAAAUAAAUUACCUUCCUUUUCUAACAUUCCGUAGAAUUAUUUUGUUAUGGACCCGGUAGAGAGAGUUUGUGAGGCUUAAAAAAAAAAGAAAAGAAAAAAAGAAAAAAGUUCUUUAUUUUGAUUUGCUUUUAAAAAUCCGCUUUAUUUCAAGUCUCUUUUUCUGGAGUCAGUCAUUAUGGAUUUAACCCUGUAGUACCUUUUGUUAUAAUUCGCUGUGUUUCCUGGGUGUUCUUUCCGAAGCAGGCCCACAUCCUCAGCUCAUCCACUUAGCCCCGACUCUUAGGGCACCCCAAGGGAGAGCCUUGGCACCACCCACUUAAGGCGGGUACGAAUCACAGGCUUCUGCAAAAGUUGAUGGAUGGGACCGUACUCACCCCACCCCACCCCCGCCGCUGUCAUCGCUGGACACUGGUGAUUGGCUGUGGGCGGAGGGCGCGGGACCAAUGGGAGCGGCUUCCCGAGGGAGCCGGUGGAGCGCGCGGGAAAGAGACCAAUAUAAACCGUGGCGGGAGAUUUCGCUUUCGGGUCCUUGUGCAGUUAAACACCCUCGGUUGGAAAGUCGGUUGAUUGCUCUCAUCUCGCGUUUGAACAUGGUGCGGACAAAAGCGGACAGUGUCCCAGGCACCUACAGAAAAGUGGUGGCUUCGCGGGCCCCCAGGAAGGUGCUUGGUUCCUCUACUUCUGCCACUAACUCCACAUCGCUUUCAUCGAGGAAAGUUGAAAAUAAGUAUGCAGGAGGGAAUCCGGUUUGUGUACGCCCAACUCCCAAGUGGCAAAAAGGAAUUGGAGAAUUCUUCAGGCUGUCUCCUAAAGAUUCUGAAAAAGAAAAUCGGAUUCCUGAAGAGGCAGGAAGUAGUGGCUUAGGAAAAGCAAAAAGAAAAGCACGUCCUUUGCCACCUGAUCACUCAGAUGACGAAAAAGAAUAGAACUUUCAUAAUUCAUCCUUGACUAAUGUGUCCUGUUUAUUAUUCUAGGAUGUAAAUUUGCAUAAAUGUAUUUGUUCCAAUUAGUUUUGUUGAAUAGGCAUUUAAUUUAAAAAAUGAGGCUUACAUACAGUUACUCUAAAGCAAGUGAUUAUGAUAUUAGAGACUUUGUAAGAUUAAUUAUGGUUAUUUAGUUUAGUAUUCAGUAUAAUGCAGUAUUUGGUUUCUUAUACCUGUUGUUAUUAAGCUUCUUGUUCUUGCUAAAAAUUAAUCAUUGCAUGGUGUUCCAAUUAUGAAUCUGCUGUGUUUGAGAUUUGCUUAGAUCUUUGUACUGCUGCCAUUUUUAUUGGCAUUUGAUUAUUGGAAUGGUGCCAUAUUUUCAUUCCUUUUAUUUGCUUUAGGAAGCAGAGUUAGAUUUUUGCACAUUAAAAAAUUCAGUAUUAAUUAAACUGAACUUAUACCCUUUUUAAGAAAGAGGGCCAAAGAUGCAAUGUUGAAAAAUUUGGACAGCUAUGUAUCUUUUCCUUAAGGGCAAUUUGGCUUGAAGAUUAAACAGUUGAUAAAGCUUCUAACAACAAAACAGAUAAAAUACUAGCAUACAAUUAGACAAGAAUAUUUUAUAGACUACAUUAAAAGAGAGAACUUUUCCUAGAAUAUGCCUUUGAUUCAGUAUCAUAAAAUAUUACCCUUUGGGCUUAUAAUUUUAAAGUUGGAAAUCAAUAAAACAUGAAAGGCAACAUGCCAUAAACCUAGAGAUCUGUCUAGAAUCCUUAGAGCUACCAUUAUAUAUUUUAAGAUAACCAGGGGUGUAAUUAGAGGUGGGUACAAUAUAACCUAGUAACUGAUAUUACUUCCUCAUCAUACUUUUUGCUCCCUGACCUCCUGUUGUCAAAAUUAAUCAUGUUUUAACAAGUGUUUUCCUGAACUUUAUUUUUAAUAAAUGAGUACUUAUUUUCACAACA